AAUGAGGCAGAGCAGAAAGACAGAAAGAGAGAGAGACAGGUAUAUUAGAGAAAGAGUGUAAGAAACAGAUCGUCUGUAUCAGGUCAGCUGGUUGAUUUGAUUGUUCGUGUGUGUGGCUGGUUGAAUUAGUUAGCUGUGUAGAAUAAGUGCAGGUGUUUGGAUCGUACUGGACACUCAUGAUGACAAGCUGACGGGAAAAUCUACUCCAGUUAAAACACAGGGGUAACACAGUUCAUAUUCCCAUAGCAACGUGUCAACUGCUGAUAAUGAGUCUCCUGACACAACUCAGAUUGUUACUGUGGAAGAACUUUACUCUACGGAGGAGACAGAAGGUGCGGUUGCUGGUGGAGCUGAUUUGGCCUCUGUUUCUGUUCUUCAUUCUUGUGGCGGUCAGAUCCACCAAUCAGCCUGUUUAUAAAAGCCAGUGCCACUACCCCAGUAAGCCCCUCCCAUCGGCAGGUGUGUUGCCAUGGAUACAGGGAAUGUUGUGUAACAUGCAGAACCCGUGUGUCAAUUACCCCACACCUGGUGAAGCACCUGGGCAGGUGAACAACUUCAACGACUCCACAGUAACAAAGGUUUUGAUUGAGAUUCAGUCGCUCCUGGCAGAUCCUGCCCUCUUCAGCAACGUUAAACUGAUCUCUGAUGAUAUCGGCCAAUGGUCGUCCGUCCUGCAGAAUGCCAACCCAGCUGGAGGUCAGUCCAUUCCGCUUCGCAGUUUGCUGAGAACCAACGAGACGUUUUCAGAAUAUCUGACGAGCAGCCUUUCUGUGCCAAACACAACAGCCACGAGCCUGAUGAGGGUGAGAGUUCGGCUUGGCCAGUUGCCUGCGCUCUCAGGUGAGAGAGAUCUGCGCUCGGUACUCUGCGGUGAAUCGGUUGAUCGCAUCCUGGAGUUUAAUUCAGCCAAUCAGAAAGCUGAGUUUCAGAACAUCACAUGCUCCUUGACAGCCAAUCAGCUUCUUCAAGCCAGACGAGUCUUCAUGCAGAAUGUUGACAACAUGAAACUCCUAAAUGCACUUCCAUUAGCACUGGGUCUGAACCGGCUCGAGGCGGCCACACUGAUGGCACAAACCAGCGGUCACAUUGCUCCAGUAAUGACAGCGAUGUCUAAUUUUGGGUUUUCAGAACUUUUAAGUGCAGCGGAUACUUUGGACUUCAGGUCUGAUCCAUUUGGAAGCCUCAGCCAGCUGAUGUGUGGAACAGACUCUAACACAACAUCCAAUAACACCAGCAGAGCUGCUGUGAGGACAGCGUCAACACAAUCAGACCAACAGAACACACGGGCCGCAACAGCUGACAACACCAACACAACCAGCACUAACACCAGUGAGUUCUGUAAAAACUUGACAGACACACUGGAGAGCUCGUCCGGCCUGCGUCUGUUCUGGAAAACCUUCAGGCCCUUUCUGCAAGGAAAAAUCCUCUACACGCCUGACACAACUGUUACACGGAGCAUCGUUACAGAGGCCAACCGCACCUUUGACGCUGUGGCUAAAGUUGGCGAACUGGCAGAGGCAUGGCUGCAGAAUGAAGAUGUGAUCUGGGAUUUUUUCAACAGCAGCACACAGAUCAACACACUGAGGGGUCUUCUGAAGAACCCUGUUCUAGCAGUAGUUAUGGACCAGAGUCUGGAGGAUACUAAUCUGUCCACAGCGCUAAUCAGCAACUUCCUGUUUAACGGUCCAGAGUCCCAGCGCCAAGCGGGAAUGCCAGCCUUUGACUGGCGUAACGUCUUCAGCAUCAUCAGCCAGGCAGCACAGCAACUCACUCAGAUUCUACAGUGUUUUGAUCUGGAUAAGUUUGAAGGUGUCAGCAGUGAGACUGUGCUGGUUGAGCAGUCUUUGAAGCUCAUGAUUCAGGACAGGUUCUGGGCCGGACUGGUCUUCACGGAUCUCUCUGACCCCAGUGACCUCCAGCCUCCAUCCCACAUCAGAUACAAGAUCCGCAUGGACAUCGAAGAGACUGAAAGAACAGACAAAAUCAAGGAGAGGUCCUGGUCCCCAACGGCCCGCGACAACCCAUUUAAUGACCUGCGGUAUGUGAGGGGAGGGUUUGUGUACCUGCAGGACAUGGUGGAUCGAGGAAUCAUUAAGGUCCAGACUGGAGUCAAUCAGACGCUCGGAGUAUAUGCACAACAGAUGCCAUACCCAUGUUACAUGGACGAUGUGUUUCUGCGAUCUUUGACGCGCUCCUUGCCUCUAUAUAUGACGUUAGCGUGGAUCUUCUCAGUUGCGUUGAUAGUCAAGGGUGUGGUUCAGGAGAAGGAGGCGCGUCUGAAGGAGACUGUGAGGAUGAUGGGAUUGAAGAGCUCCAUCUACUGGCUGAGCUGGGCCAUCAGCAGCACAUUGCCUCUUGCUGUCAGCGCUGCGCUCCUCACUGUCAUUCUCAAGUAUGGGAAGAUUCUGCGAUACAGUGACCCCUCUGUGAUUUUUGUCUUCCUCCUGGUCUUCUGCGUGGCGACUGUCAUGCAGUGCUUUUUCAUCAGUGUGUUUUUCUCUCGGGCGAAUCUGGCAGCCGCCUGUGGGGGCCUCAUCUACUUCCUGCUCUACCUGCCUCAUGUGCUUUGCUACGCCUGGAGGGACGUCCUGGGCUUUGGUGCCAAGAUCGCCACGAGCUUGCUAUCAUGUGUUGCAUUUGGAUACGGCUGUGAGAAUUUCGCCCGUUAUGAAGAGCAAGGCAUCGGUAUUCAGUGGAGCAACAUCCGGGUCAGUCCGCAAGAGAACGACCGCUACUCCUUCAUUGUUUCCAUCUUCAUGAUGCUGUUCGACGCUCUCAUUUACUGGAUACUGACCUGGUACAUCGAGAACGUCUUUCCAGGUCAGUAUGGUAUCCCAAAGCCCUGGUAUUUUCCUUUUACUUCCUCAUACUGGUGUGGAACUCGGGUGGGAUCUGAUGCUGAGCCCGACCAGAUUCAUGAGCUGGAGGACCAGAAAGGCUACUUGGAAAAGGCUCCGUCUGGAAUGAAGCCUGGUGUGUGUAUCCGCAACCUGGUAAAGGUCUAUAAGACCGGAAAUAAACUGGCUGUGGACGGACUCAGUCUGGACUUCUAUCAAGAUCACAUCACAUCGUUUUUAGGACAUAACGGAGCUGGAAAAACCACCACCAUGUCAAUACUGACGGGUCUUUUUGCUCCCACCUCUGGUACCGCUUAUAUUAACGGCUACGACAUCCGCACUGACAUGGACACCAUCAGGACACACAUGGGAAUGUGUCCACAACACAACGUCCUCUUCAAUGAUCUGACAGUGGAGGAACACAUUUAUUUCUAUGCCCGUCUGAAGGGACGGAGCUCUAAAGAGGUGAAGAAGGAAAUUGAUCAAAUGAUUGAAGAUGUGGGUCUGCCUCACAAACGCAAAGACCUCGCCAAGAACCUCUCAGGUGGGAUGCAGAGGAAGCUGUCUGUUGCCAUCGCAUUUGUGGGUGGUUCGAAUGUUGUGAUUUUGGAUGAGCCAACAGCAGGAGUCGAUCCCUAUGCACGAAGAGGCAUCUGGGAGUUGCUGCUCAAAUACAAAAAAGGUCGUACUAUAAUUCUGUCUACCCAUCACAUGGAUGAAGCGGAUAUUCUGGGUGAUCGUAUUGCCAUCAUCUCGCAUGGGCGCGUCUGCUGCAGCGGUUCCUCACUCUUCCUCAAGAAAACAUACGGUAGAGGCUAUUAUCUCACGGUCGCACGGGCCAAUCAGGAUCGAGUCACCACGCAACGGUUUAAAGAGUGUGAUAAAUUCAGUGUGGAUGAGGGAAUAUGCAGUGACAGCAUCAGCAGUCUGGACCCACCAGAUGUGGCAGAUCUGAGUCGACUGGUGCGGCGGCAUGUGCCGGAGGCUGAGUUUCUGGAGGCCAUAGGUCAAGAGCUGGUGUACGUGCUGCCAUACACGGGCGCCAAAAAUGGCAGCUUCGCUUCCCUGUUUAAAGAGCUGGACCUGGAGAAAAGCACUUUGGGCAUCACCAGCUACGGAAUAUCAGACACAAGCCUGGAGGAGAUCUUUCUGAAGGUGGCUAAAGACACAGGUGUUGACGUGGAAUCUCAUGAUAAGAGAGAAAAUCUUGAACAAAAGCCCAGAAGCAGCUCAAGGAUAUCAGGAAUACGGAAUACAAUCAGUUCAGCAUUGGAAUCCAAAGAUGAAAACACUGUGAAAAACGAUGUGAAGGUUAAAUUCACUAGUCGUGUAGAGGACACCCAGCGCCCCAUGUGUGCGAAUGGCAAAGGGUCAUACGUCAUCAUGGGUUGGCCUCUGAUCAAACAGCAGUUUUUAGCUCUCUUUAUCAAACGAUUCCACCAUGGCCGUAGAAGCCGGAGAGGAAUCAUUGCUCAGGUCGUGAUGCCGGCGUUCUUUGUGUGUCUGGCUCUCAUCUUCUCUCUGAUUGUUCCUCCGUUUGUGGAAUAUCCCAAUCUGGAGCUUCAGCCCUGGAUGUACGGAGCUCCACAGAAUACCUUCUACAGUUUUGAUGAUCCUGGUGUAGAUCAGGUGAAGAGAGUGACAAAUGCUCUGCUCAGUUCACCGGGAUUUGGAACACGUUGCAUGAGCACCAACCCCAUACCCAAAUUAACCUGUAACCCUGCGGGAGGCACUGAUUGGUUCACUCCUGCGGUGGAUCCGUCCGUCAGUGAGAUCUUCGAGAAGGGUAACUGGAGCAUGGAGAACCCGUCGCCUGAAUGCCAGUGCAGCACACCGCAAAAGAGCAUCACGCUGCCGGACUGCCCACCUGGAGCCGGGGGUUUACCACCACCACAGAGAACUCAGAACACCACAGACACCCUCCAGAACAUCACGGCCCGAAACAUGACCGACUUCCUGCUCAAGAGCUACCAGAAAUCAGGCAAAAUACGAUAUGGAGGAAUCUCUGUAGGUGGCGUGAACUCGCAGGUCAAACUGAAUGAGUCUGACAUUACAGCAGUGAUCAGCGACCUCAAAUUAUUCUUCAACAUCUCACAGUAUAACCAGACUGACCAAAUUUUCCAGGCCAUUCGGUUGGUACUAUUGGAGAUAGGCACCAGAGACAAUGUGAAGGUGUGGUUCUAUAAUCAGGGUUGGCAUUCCAUCGUAUCGUUCCUGAAUGUGGCCAGUAAUGGCAUUCUCAGAGGAAACCUGCCAGCGGGACGCAGAGCAGGCGACUAUGGCAUCACAACAUUCAACCACCCGCUUAAUCUCACCAAAGAACAGCUCUCAUUUGCAGCGCUGGCCACGACCUCUACGGAUGUGGUUGUGUCGAUUUGCGUGAUCUUCGCCAUGUCCUUUAUCCCUGCCAGCUUUGUCCUCUUCCUCAUCCAGGAGCGCGUCAGUAAGGCCAAACACCUUCAGUUUGUGAGCGGCGUGAAUCCUACCAUCUACUGGCUGGCCAACUUCACCUGGGACAUGUGUAAUUAUGUCAUCCCAUGUAUCAUCGUCAUCAUCAUCUUCCUGUGUUUCCAACAAAAAUCUUACGUCUCUGCACCCAACCUGCCUGCACUUAUACUGCUGCUGGUGCUGUACGGGUGGUCCAUCACUCCAAUGAUGUAUCCCGCCUCCUUCCUGUUCAGCGUUCCCAGCACAGCAUAUGUGGUUCUGACCUGCAUCAACCUCUUCAUCGGCAUCAACGGCAGCGUAGCCACAUUCGUCAUGGAGCUUAUUGACGACCCGAAUAUAACACACAUCAAUGACAUAGUGAAACAGGCUCUGCUGGUGUUUCCUCAUUUCUGUUUGGGAAGAGGCCUGAUGGACAUGGCCAAAAACCAGGCAAUGGCCACCCUCUACAAAAACCUGGGCGAAGACCGCUUUGAAAAUCCUCUCAACUGGAACAUGGUGGGCAAGAAUCUGUUUGCCAUGUCCAUUCAGGGGGCAGUUAUGUUCGCCCUGACCCUCCUCAUACAGUACAAGUUCUUCUGCAAAUCAAUGUCAAUAAAGUCGCUGCCUACAUCAUUAGAGGGAGAGGAUGAAGAUGUGGCUCGUGAGCGUGAACGCGUGCACCAGGGCGGAGCUCAGAAUGACCUUCUCCGAAUAUGUGACCUCACUAAGAUGUACCGUAAGAAGCUCACUCCAGCCGUGGAUAAAGUCUGUGUGGGUGUUCCUGCUGCAGAGUGUUUCGGUUUGUUGGGGAUAAAUGGUGCAGGUAAAACUACAACUUUUAAAAUGCUGACUGGAGACAUCAGCCCAACAGCAGGAGAUGCCUUCCUAAACGGAUACAGCAUCCGCAAUGAAAUGCAGUUGGUGCAGCAGAAUAUGGGUUACUGUCCGCAGUUUGAUGCGAUAGAUGACCUUCUGACGGGAAGAGAACACCUGGAGUUCUACGCUCGACUCCGAGGGGUUCCGGAAAAGGAGGUUUCCAUGGUGGCUGAGUGGGGCAUUCAGAAACUCGGCCUUGUGAAAUACUCCGAGAAAUCUGCAGGAACGUACAGCGGCGGCAACAAGCGCAAACUCUCCACUGCCAUCGCUCUGAUUGGCUGCCCUCCUCUGGUCUUCCUGGACGAGCCCACCACUGGUAUGGACCCCAAGGCCCGCCGUUUUCUGUGGGACUGUAUCCUCAGUGUCAUUAAGGAGGGUAGAUCUGUUAUUCUCACCUCACACAGUAUGGAGGAGUGUGAAGCGCUCUGCUCACGCAUGGCCAUCAUGGUGAAUGGACAGUUCAAAUGCCUGGGCAGCAUCCAGCACCUUAAGAGCAGGUUCGGGGAAGGUUACACACUGAUCGUUCGUGUGUGUUCCGAUCAUGCCGACCUGUCCGUGGUGGAGUCGUUUGUGCGGGACACGUUUCCUGGCAGCACUUUGAAAGAGAAACAUCACAACACACUGCAGUACCAGAUACCGCAGGGAGAGGGAACCCUCGCGCACAUCUUCAGCCAGCUCAACAAACACCAGCAGAUGCUGCAGGUGGAGGAUUACUCUGUGUCACAGACCACACUAGACCAGGUUUUUGUGAGUUUCGCGCGGCAGCAGCGUGAUGAAGAGGACUGUGUGUUUGAGAACAACGUGGAUCUGAAUGAUGAACUACAAACAUCAACAACAUGAAUCAAACAUCAAUCAGCACAAACCAACAGUUACUGGCACUUCAUCAUGUUUUUUUAUUUAUUUUACAUCACGUAGGCCACCAAGAUUUGAAGAUUUAGUUUAAAACGUCCAACCAGAAACAGAGAGAAAACCUUUAGGGAAAAACUCAGGGGUCGUUUUUUAUACAAUAUUUUAUCCAAAGAAUUUAUAAUGACAUAUCUGCUCAACUUGCUCUACUUCAUAUUUUUACUGACAAUAUUUAAUGUCUUAUUUCCAUACAUAUUAUAUUUUUUGCCAAAUGCUAAGAGAUUAUAUAUUUAAAAUUGCAUUGUGUACUAAUAAUAACUAAUAAUUCACACUAUAUUUUUGGGGUGAUUUUGGGUUUAUAUUUCCAGGGAGGAAGAACGGAGAGAAAUUUCAGCUUUAUUGUCAAUUUAUUUUCUAGUUGUCAGUUGUACUUAUUGAAAGACCACAUGCAUUGAUUUUUGCUUUUUGAAUCUCAGGAUAAAAUGUCAUGCACUUUAGAGCAGCGUUUCGUAACCUUUUCUGUCUUAUGCACCCGUACUACCGUGUCAAUAAGGCUCAAGUAUAUUUAUUUUAUACUGUAAGUCAUAUUUUCUGUUUUAUAGGUUUGUAAGUAACACUUUACAAUAAGGUCCCAUUAGUUAAGCAACACAUUUGCUGAAGUAAUUAUGGUAACACUUUAGUGUAGGGUCCAGUUCUCACUGUUAACUAGUUGCUUAUUAGUAUCCAUAUUACUAGGAUAUUGGCCGUUUAUUAGUACUAACAGAUACAACUUUUGAUUUUAAUAGUAAAUGUUGAAAUUAACAUUAACUGAGAUUUUUUAGAAGUAUUUCUCAUUGUGAGUUCACAUUAACUAUUAAAUGGAACCUUAUUGUAAAGUGUUAUUGGUUUAUACAAAAAUCUAAAUCAGUUUUGUCCUUUAAGGGUACAUGUACCUGUGGUUAGGAAUGACUGCUUUAGACUGUUGGAUGUGUCUAUAGGAAGCACUUCAGUAAGACCGAGAGGGAUGUGAUAUAUGCAACAUGAAAUGCAACGAGAACAUUUUUACCUCAAACACACACAGAAGAUCUCCACUCUUAAUCCUGCCAUUUAUUCUGCAUUUGUAUGCACUCCCAUGAUCCUGCGAGUCUGUUGCUCAGAUAUUUGUUCUGCUUAUUGCUUUAUGCACAGACACACAUUAAACAUUUGCACACUCUGCAAAGCCUCCGAGUUUCAUUUCACAAAUCCAACCUUUCCUACUGCAGUCACUAACUUCAGCUGUUUCUCUCCAUUUCUCACUUUUGUUCUUGAACAUCAUUUUAUUGAAGUUCUGCAGUAUUACAACUUUCAAAUAGGAGCAGCAUUUUUCAAGCGGGGUCAUUCCUGUAAUGCAGCACCUUUUUACUCCGUAAAUUAAAAAUGCAUAUGCUUGUGGUGUAUGCCAUCAAGAGGAAGAGACUUUGUGAAGCCACUCACACAGGCCUAUAAUCACACAAAGAAGGGUUGUAGCUGCUCUAAGCUGAUGUUUGGACGCCGGCCAGGGUUGCAUUUAACUUACCCAUUAGUGAGAACAAAUGCCAUUGUAUGUAAAAGUGCUCAAGUCUAGACUAGAAGAGAGUUAUAGAAUUGCAUGGGCUGGGAUGUGAAUAAUAUGAAAUGAGAGGGAAUACUAUAUUUUAAUUCUUUUUUUUUUUUUUUUGUGAGUGAAAAGUCUCUCGGGGGAAUGCAGUACAAUUAAAA
This is a messenger RNA of Ctenopharyngodon idella (grass carp), 8702 nucleotides long. Its product is annotated as phospholipid-transporting ATPase ABCA1. Gene Ontology annotation, cellular component: membrane; intracellular membrane-bounded organelle. NCBI's taxonomy places the organism in Eukaryota, Metazoa, Chordata, Actinopteri, Cypriniformes, Xenocyprididae. Gene Ontology annotation, molecular function: ABC-type transporter activity; ATP hydrolysis activity; lipid carrier activity. The transcript is spliced from 50 exons. Bases 267 to 6980 code for a protein of 2237 amino acids. Gene Ontology annotation, biological process: transmembrane transport; lipid transport. The record is from RefSeq and is a predicted model, not a curated record.